Pecten maximus is the source of this 906-nucleotide messenger RNA. Its product is annotated as medium-chain acyl-CoA ligase ACSF2, mitochondrial-like. The record is from RefSeq and is a predicted model, not a curated record. The coding region runs from base 1 to 906 and encodes 301 amino acids. NCBI's taxonomy places the organism in Eukaryota, Metazoa, Mollusca, Bivalvia, Pectinida, Pectinidae. The transcript has a single exon.
AUGCUAGGAUCAGGUGUAGCAAUGAACAGAGAGAAUACUGGUUUUGUUUGGCAGCUUUUGAAAGAAGAGGAAUGCACAGAUGCAUGGCUUCAGCCUUUUGCAAUCCAUGAUUUACUGGACCUACCCAAAUCUGUAACGGAGGACGGAUUCAGGCUCCGAAGCAUCGUCGUAACUGGUCAGAUGAUUGACAACUUCUACACGGGAGUCAUAGGACGAUUUUGUCAGAACAUGAUGGUUAUAUACAGCUCUAAUGAAAGCCCGCGAGUGGCUGUUAACGGUCCCAUUGAUGGCAGUAAACCUCUACAAGCAGGAGACGUUGGUAGGCCCUUUCCGGGAGUGGAGAUCAGAAUCGUAGACGACAUAGAUAUUCCCAACGAAAGAGGAACGAUAGGCAAAAUUCAGGUCCGCUCACCAUAUGCAAUGAAAGAGUACGUUGGUAAUCCGCAGCUUACAAAGCAGGUUUUCACAGAAAGUAAAUGGUAUAGAACAGGCGACCUCGGUAAAAUAUCACCUGAAGGAAAUCUCAUAAUCGUGGGGCGUGAAAAUGAUGUCAUAUCAAGAGGCUGUAAAAAUAUAUACCCUGGAAUGUUGGAGUCUCUUUUAAGGGAGAUGACGGCGAUCAAAGACGUUUGUGUGGUACCUGUACCUGAUAAAAGACUACUUGAAGAAGUCUGUGUGUGUUUUCUGUCGUCCGGGCAGGUCACCCCAGAAGACGUGAAAAGAUUCUUUGAACAGAAACUUUUUAGGGAGCACACUCAGAGCAGUCUUGGCGAAAUACCGACAUACUUUUUACGGUUUGAAACGUUUCCCAAAGUAGGAAACGGAAAAUUCGAUAGAAAACGAAUAAGUCUUGAAGCUGUUGCAAGAUUAGGUCUAAACAAGACAUCCACAACUACGGACAACUAA